AUGAAAUUCACCCAAGCGGAUUGGGAACAGCAUGUUGCGAACAAUCACGUGCCGUACCGCCGUGAUUGUGCAGUUUGCGUGCACGGUGCCGGAAACGGCCGCCGCCACCACGGUGUAGUUCACCCGGAUGUGUAUUGCAUGUCAGCCGACAUUGCGGGGCCCAUCCCUGUGAAGGGCAAAGACCCAGAAAGCCGCAACCACCGACCAGCCACGUUCAAGUACUUCCUCGCUGUGUCGUACCGCUUCCCACGGCUCAAAGGAGUGAAGGAGGAGUCAGACCCCAGCCAAACCGAGGGGUUUGAUGAUGCAGCACUCCUCCCGGGAGGGACGGAUGACCUUGCAGAUGGGGCCUUUCCCGCAGCAGAAGGCCCCCCGCACGAGGAUUACGAGGACUCCCUGUACGAGCCAAGUUUAGCGGAAGAAGAGGACGAGGCGGAAGGUGAAGGAGUUGAAGGGCCGAGGGAGUUUGCAGCCAAAGUUGCCGAGGAGCAUCCCUGGGAGUCAGCCAGGUGUGAACUCGAAACACCGCCUGACAUGGCGAGGGUUCGCGGCAAGCGGUCUGCUGGUGUGAGACUUGACGACGUCUUUGCACUUGACCCGCCGCCUCCCUUGCCGCCGCCAGCAGAAGCUCCACACCCGGAAGGGCCUGUGUCACCGGUUGAGGAGGAGUCUGCCCGUGUAGCGCGCUUGAGUCUGCAAGACCUUGAAGGUUUAGCUACGGAGCUUAUCGAGGACGACUGGGACCUUGAUGAAGCGUUGUGGGUGUUAGCCGAAGUGUGCAGAGCAGCGCCCCAGCUGCAACACAAAGCUGGGUUGUACCGUCACGGAGGUACUGUAGAGCUGGAGGUGUCGUGGAACCUGAAACACUCGCCGGACCAAAGGCGAACCCAGUCUGAGCACGCCCUGCUGGCUUGCCAACCAGACACCGAGACACAGGUUGAGGAGGAGGAGGGCUUAAGCGAAGACUCCUUGCCGGAACAACCAGUGCUGUGGGAGUUGUGGGUUCCACACCCGCAGACAGGUGAGCAGCUGUGUGUUCUCAGGUCUGACGACUCGGACGCGAGUGAAGCUUGUGCCCUUUGCAAGUCUGAGCCGGUUUACACUACCAACGUAGAGCUGUUGCUUGACGGGUUGCAAGAACCACUGCAGGUAGUCCACACUGUAGACCCUCGGGAUGCAGAGCAAUGCAUCGAGAGGUGGAUGCCGUCCAUUCACAAGGAGAUCGGUGUCAUUGAGAUGGCUGUGCGGCGACUGCCCCCUGCAGAGGUCCGUUCCGGAGGUUGGCUAAAGCGCAAGGAAGUGAAGGUGGUUCCGUCUAAGUUUGUGUUCACAGUCAAGCCACCAGACCCUGCUGAAGCCUCCCUCGCUACCCGGAAGGGUCAGGCUUACCACAAGCGCAAGGCUCGCCUGGUUGCUUGUGGCAACCACGCCUACAGUGAAACUCAAGCUGUGGGCACCGGAACCGUGGCGCAGCAAGACCUGCAGCUGAGUGCCUUCGCUGUCCUGCUCGCCUUCUUUCAGGUCGUAGGUGCUGCCAGCCAGACAACGGACGAGGAAGAAGACUUGUCUCUCCCCGUGUCGCUUGAUGCAGAUUUGAUGUUGGCAGUAUCCAUCAUCUGCAUUGGUAUCUGCUUCAUUGCAGUGUGGGAGUUCUUCAAGUGGUGCCUUCAAGGCAUCAUCUCCCGCCGAGAGGCAGGGACACCCGUGUUGUCUCUGAGCCCCCGCAAGGCGCGCAAGUUACAGCGCCUUCGAGAUCAAACUGCGCAGGCCAUCCAGGCCGAGAUCUCUGCACGUGAGGAGGCAGCCAGCUCGCAGUCUGUUGCUGCAGCGCCCAGACGCCGCCCCUCACAAACAACUCGCACGCGUGAGCAGGCAGGUGGAGCACCAACGCGUUACUUUGCAACACCCGACGGGACCAAGCUCCACCGCACUAAGGCCUGUUCCACGCUCGCCCACUCGCACAGGUUUGUUGAGUUUCAAGUGUGCCAGCAGUGCCACGGGAGCGCUGCAGACCACACCCAGCACAGCACAGGGUAG
Symbiodinium sp. CCMP2592 is the source of this 2037-nucleotide messenger RNA. The record is from the annotation of a GenBank genome assembly. Lineage: Eukaryota; Dinophyceae; Suessiales; Symbiodiniaceae.